AACUUCUUCCAAAACAUCUCUCCUAACCUAACGGAAAUAUCAAAUGUUUUAAAAUCUGCUCGUCAUCCAGAUUAAAGACAACAUUAUUUCAAAAGCAACUGAGUGAUAGGAUUUGUUUUAACGGAUUUAAUUUUAAUAAUGGCUGAUCCGAACUCAAUGUUUGAUUCUGCCUACAAUGGCGAUUUCGAUUUAAUAAGAACCAUUGUUGAAAAAGAUGCAUCUACCAUUAAAACAAAAGAUAGUAAUGGAAGGAUUUUAUUGCAUUGGGCUGCAAUCAGUGGAAACCUGAAGUUGGUAACAUACUUACUUGAAAUGGACAGUGAUAUUGAAGCCCAAGAUGAUACAGACACCACUCCAAUCAUUUUAGCAUCAUCCUCUGGCAGAUUGGAAGUUGUAAAACUAUUAAUCCAGCAUAAAGCCAAUGUGAAUCAUAAAACUACCCAGGGACACUCUGCUCUUCAGUAUGCUGCCUCCAAAGGACACACUGAUAUUUGUGUUUCUUUAGUUGAUGCAGGAGCUGAUAUAAAUGUAACAGAUAUCAGAGGUGCUACACCUUUACAUAGGGCAGCCAGUAAAGGCAAUACAAGUGUGGUGAAGUAUUUGCUUAGUUCCAAAGACAAGCUGGAGAUAAAUAUUAGGGAUGCAUAUGGAAAUACUCCCCUGCAUUUAGCUUGUGAAGAAGAUAGGCAAGAAGAAGCCAUGUUACUGAUUGAACAUGGUGCCAGGACUGAUAUUCAGAACAAAGAUAAGCAGACUGCUUUGGAUUUGUGUUCAAAGGGAUUAUUACAUUAUAUUAAGACUAAGGAAACUACUACUAGUGUAUAAAAAUAACAUGUUUUGUGUCCCUUAAUUUAAUUUUGCAUUAAAAUAUCAAGAAAUAACCAGAA
Molecule: messenger RNA, 887 nt
Organism: Dalotia coriaria
Lineage: Eukaryota; Metazoa; Arthropoda; Insecta; Coleoptera; Staphylinidae
Product: 26S proteasome non-ATPase regulatory subunit 10-like
Exons: 3
Coding region: 139-825 (228 amino acids)
Molecular function (GO): protein binding
Source: RefSeq, a predicted model, not a curated record